Molecule: messenger RNA, 2550 nt
Organism: Xyrauchen texanus (razorback sucker)
Lineage: Eukaryota; Metazoa; Chordata; Actinopteri; Cypriniformes; Catostomidae
Product: extracellular calcium-sensing receptor-like
Exons: 6
Coding region: 1-2550 (849 amino acids)
Biological process (GO): G protein-coupled receptor signaling pathway
Cellular component (GO): membrane
Molecular function (GO): G protein-coupled receptor activity
Source: RefSeq, a predicted model, not a curated record
AUGGAGCCAUUCUUUGCACUCAUGCAUGUAUUAAUGACCAUCAUUACUAUUACCAGAGCGAAUGAAACGGCUUGUACACUGCGAGCAGAGCCUGCAUACCCUCCAUUAUGGAAAGAUGGAGACAUCAUACUUGGAGGAGUUUUCUCCUUCCAUAGCAGCUGGGAAGUCAAACCAAUGACAUAUUCAGUUACGCCACCUCCUCUGAAGUGUAUCAGCCUUAAUUUCAGAGACUUCCAAUACGCACAGUCCAUGCUCUUUGCGAUAGAAGAAAUCAAUAAUAGUUCCACUUUGCUGCCAGGGGUCCGAUUGGGCUAUAGGAUCUAUGACACAUGUGGCUCGAUGGCAAUGGCUGUUAGAGUGACUAUGGCUCUUGCUAACGGAUAUGAGAACACAACCACCGAAGGGCCCUGUACAAAACAAGCCUAUGUGCAAGCUAUUCUUGGAGACACAACCUCAUCGGCAUGCAUGGCGAUGGCAAAAACUAUUGGACCAUUCAACCUUCCAAUGAUCAGUCACUAUGCUACUUGUGAGUGUCUCAGUGACAAAACCAAGUAUCCUUCAUUUCUUCGAACUAUUGCAAGUGACCACUACCAGAGCAGAGCACUGGCAGAACUGGUCAGACACUUUGGCUGGACCUGGGUGGGAGCAAUCAGAACUGAUGAUGAUUAUGGUAACAAUGGGAUGGCCACUUUCACUAAGGUGGCAGAGCAGAUGGGUAUCUGUUUGGAAUAUUCUCUUCCAUUUUUCAGAACCUACCCUGAAGAGAAAGUAAUGAGAAUAAUUGAGCAGAUAAAAAGCUCUACUUCUCGAGUGAUUGUGGGAUUUCUUGUGCACUGGGACUUGGAGGUUCUGCUGCAUAAAUUUGUUGAACACAACAUCACAGGAUACCAGUGGGUAGGUACAGAAGGUUGGAUCUCUGAUUCAGUAAUUGCCAGUAUGGAUAAGCACCACAUUCUACAAGGGGCCAUUGGGCUGGCUAUACCCAAAACACAUGUGACAGGCCUAAAUGAGUUUAUUCUAAACAUUAAGCCACUAAAGUAUUCAGGCACUGCCAUAUUUACUGAGCUCUGGAAAGAACUGUUUCAGUGUCAAUACUCCACAGAGAAUGAUUCGACAUCCACAACCACAUGUACAGGCAACGAGGAGCUGUCUCAGAUGCAAAACACAUUCACAGACAUGUCACUUAUGCCCAUCUUCAGUAACGUGUACAAAGGAGUGUAUGCUGUUGCUCAUACACUUCAUGAUCUUCUGGGCUGCAAGGAAAAAUGUGCCACAAUUAAACAGCCUGAUCCUUCAACAUUUCUGAAGCACUUGAGAAGGGUUCAUUUCAAUACCAAAGAUGGCGAGGAGGUUUAUUUCGAUGAGAAUGGUGAAGCAGUGGCAAAAUAUGAGAUAAUAAAUUGGCAACCAAGUAAAAAACAACAUGAUGAAUUUGUCACUCUUGGCCUUUAUGAUGCCUCUCUUCCUGUAAAAGAUCGUUUAGCAGUGAAUAAGGCUUCAAUUGUAUGGGCAAAUAAUAAAACAAAGGUACCCGUGUCUGUUUGCAGUGAGAGCUGUCCUCCUGGCACUAGGAAGGCUGUGAAGAAAGGAAAGCCAAUAUGUUGUUAUGACUGUAUACCAUGUACAGCAGGAGAGAUCACUAACAUGACAGAUUCUAUAACAUGUCUGCAGUGCAGUCAAGACUUCUGGUCAAAUCAGCAAAAGGAUGGAUGUGUUGAGAAGGAAACUGAAUUUUUAUCUUAUAAGGAGAUCAUGGGAACAUUGCUCAUGACCAUUUCAAUUAUUGGUGCAUUUAUAACAAUGUUAACUGCAUUCAUAUUCUUUAGAUAUAAAAAUACCCCAAUAGUUAAAGCCAAUAACUCAGAGCUGAGCUUUUUGCUACUGUUUUCACUGAUGUUGUGUUUUCUCUGUUCACUUACUUUUAUUGGUCAGCCUUCUGAAUGGUCCUGUAUGUUGCGUCACACAGCAUUUGGUAUCACCUUUGUCCUCUGUAUCUCCUGUGUUCUGGGGAAAACAAUAGUGGUGUUAAUGGCUUUCAGGAGUACAAUUCCAGGCAGUAAUGUCAUGAAAUGGUUUGGGCCUCCUCAACAGAGACUCACUGUUCUUGGUUUUACUCUCAUACAAGUGCUUAUUUGUGUGGUUUGGUUAACAAUAUCUCCACCUUUUCCUUUCAAAAAUCUAAAUUACUUCAAAGAAAAGAUCAUAUUAGAGUGUGAUGUAGGUUCACCAAUAGGUUUCUGGGCUGUUCUAGGCUAUAUAGGAUUUCUUGCACUCUUGUGCUUCAUUCUGGCUUUUCUGGCACGGAAGCUGCCUGAUAAAUUCAAUGAAGCUAAAUUCAUCACAUUCAGUAUGCUCAUAUUUUGUGUGGUUUGGAUUGCCUUUAUUCCUGCUUAUGUCAGCUCUCCUGGAAAGUUUACUGUGGCUGUGGAGAUAUUUGCUAUUUUAGCCUCUAGUUUUGGAUUGCUAUUCUGCAUCUUUCUUCCAAAAUGCUAUAUGAUUUUAUUCAAGCCAGAGAAGAAUUCCAAGAAGUAUAUGAUGAGCAAGACAUGA